Molecule: messenger RNA, 394 nt
Organism: Lasiosphaeria miniovina
Lineage: Eukaryota; Fungi; Ascomycota; Sordariomycetes; Sordariales; Lasiosphaeriaceae
Exons: 1
Coding region: 49-303 (84 amino acids)
Source: RefSeq, a predicted model, not a curated record
GGGCUCUUCACGCCGCUGGCUGCGGGUGGGGGGUAGCAGCUGUGAUGCAUGUGCACAGAAAUGCGCCCUUUGCGUACCUGCAGCAAUGUAAAGUUUUGCUGGUUGGGGGUCAUUGAUGGCGUAGAAAGCCCCUUAAUGGGGGGGCCUCUUUGGGUACUAAAAAUAAUGAGCAUCGACAAGCAUGGUUCACACAAACCUCUUAGCUUACCGACGGACGGGCAGCUUUCGAAAUCACCGAGUCUCAGUCGUGGACAUGACUACGUGCUGCCACGAGAUCCGUGGCUGGAAAAAGUGUGGACGUGACUGCAGUCUCAUCCAAUUACAUAAAAUCGGACCCCCAAUGUAGCAAGCUCUGGUUCACGUGUGGGACUGAAAAUUUCAUUCACCAUUUUCU